Ochotona curzoniae (black-lipped pika) is the source of this 1758-nucleotide messenger RNA. It is a transcript of the gene DBNL, whose product is annotated as drebrin like. Bases 34 to 1332 code for a protein of 432 amino acids. Gene Ontology annotation, cellular component: plasma membrane; lamellipodium; dendrite. The record is from RefSeq and is a predicted model, not a curated record. The transcript has 13 exons. NCBI's taxonomy places the organism in Eukaryota, Metazoa, Chordata, Mammalia, Lagomorpha, Ochotonidae. Gene Ontology annotation, biological process: postsynaptic actin cytoskeleton organization; positive regulation of axon extension; positive regulation of dendritic spine morphogenesis. Gene Ontology annotation, molecular function: actin filament binding.
GGCGGCGGAGGCGGCGCGGGCAGCGCGGCGGGCAUGGCGGCGAACCUGAGCCGGAACGGGCCUGCGCUGCAGGAGGCCUACGUGCGGGUGGUCACGGAGAAGUCCCCGACCGACUGGGCGCUCUUCACCUAUGAAGGCAACAGCAAUGACAUCCGUGUGGCCGGCACGGGCGAGGGCGGCCUCGAGGAGCUGGUGGAGGAACUCAGCAGCGGGAAGGUGAUGUACGCCUUCUGCCGGGUGAAGGACCCCAACUCCGGCCUGCCCAAGUUUGUCCUCAUCAACUGGACGGGCGAGGGUGUGAAUGAUGCGCGGAAAGGAGUUUGCGCCAACCAUGUUAGCACCAUGGCCAGCUUCCUGAAGGGGGCUCACGUGACCAUCAAUGCACGGGCAGAGGAGGACGUGGAGCCCGCAUGCAUCAUGGAGAAGGUGGCCAAGGCCUCAGGGGCCAACUACAGUUUCCACAGGGAAAGCAACCGCUUCCAGGACACAGGGCCCCAGGCCCCCGUGGGUUCUGUGUACCAGAAGACCAAUGCCGUGUCUGAGAUCAAGAGGGUUGGCAAAGACAGUUUCUGGGCCAAAGCUGAGAAGGAGGAGGAGAACCGCCGGCUGGAAGAGAAGCGGCGGGCAGAGGAGGAGCGGCAGCGGCUGGAGGAGGAGCGCAGGGAGAGGGAGCUGCGCGAGGCAGAGCUCCGGGAGCAGCGCUACCAGGCACAGCAGCUUGCAGCCAGCCCCGCCAGGACGAGUGAGCAGCAGGACAUGGCUUCAAGAAACAGAGAGGAGUGGGAGUCAGCCGGAGCACAAGCCGUGCACCCGCGGGAAAUCUUCAAGCAGAAGGAGCGGGCCUUGUCCACCACCUCCAUCUCCAGCCCUCAGCCAGGCAAGCUGAAGAGUCCCUUCCUGCAGAAGCAGCUCACGCAGCCCGAGGUCCCCUUCAGCCGGGAGCCAACUCCUACUGUCUCCAGACCCACCGCAGGUGGCCCCGAGGAGCCAGCACCCCGUAGCCCUCCAGGCCUUGAGCAGGAGCAAGAGGAGGCUGUGUACGAGGAACCCCCGCAGCCAGAGGACCUUUACGAGGAGCCCCCGCUGGUGGGUUCACUCAUGGGAGGGCUCAGGCAUGCCUGGCACUACGUGCAGGGCCAGGACCUCAGCGGGCAGGGGCUGUGUGCCCGAGCCCUGUAUGAUUACCAGGCAGCGGACGAGACCGAGAUCUCCUUCGACCCCGAGAACCUCAUCACGGGCAUCGAGGUGAUCGAUGAGGGCUGGUGGCGUGGCUACGGGCCGGACGGCCACUUCGGCAUGUUCCCCGCCAACUACGUGGAGCUCAUCGAGUGAGGCCAAGGCCAUCUUCCCCUCUGCAGCCAGGGACACAGCUGAGCGCUGAAGCCUGGGGACUCCCUGUCACCCCAGAUGUAACCUGGUGACUCCCCAGCGGUUCCUGCAGCCCUGGCUGGGCGGAGCUGCCUGUGCACCUGCCUUUUCUCCUGCUCUGUUUCUCGGGGUGUGACCACAGCUGCCUAGGUUGACGCUUACCCUCAGGAGAAUGGUCUUUGGUGACAUCCAAACCAAGUCGGAGCCAAUCUCGGUGAGGGCUGACCCUGAGGAUGGGCUGGGGCUGUGAGAGGGGUCCUUGCCAGGCUCCCCUGUGGCUGCCCCCACAGCGCGGGCCGCUACUGACAUCUGAGGUGUGCUGGAAUGGCCUGCACGCCUGCCAUUGUGUCCCAGCCUGUCUAUCUGAAGAACGAAUCUGCCAAUCACUUA